UCCCUCGUUCGUUCGGCGUUUUGCUUUCGAAUCUUCGUUUCCAAUAUCGGAGAGGUUUCUUGUCUGUUGAAUUUGUAACUGUACGAAGCAGCUCGCGACUCAUACGUGAUUCUAAACGUCGCUUUUCGUAACUCUAUGGAAAUUCGUACGUUCGUUGUGUAUUCGUCAAAUUAACCAAGUUCGCGAGUAGGGUCAGCCAUAAUAAAGUCUUCGAGUCACUGCUUCCGGACGUAAGAGAAGGAAGCUAGGAGUGCAAAGGAUCGAGAUUCUGAGACAAAGGACUUAGGACAGCGAGAGCUAACCGGAGGAAGCAUGGAGGAGGGAUCAAAGGAGGAAGAGUGGCAGGUAGACGCAAUAAAAGCAAGCGAUUUCAUCGCGAAACUAAGACGAAGUAGACGGAAUCGAGAAUCGUACGACGAGAUCGCGGAACUAGAAGCGGAAUUGCGACGGGCUUACAUGGCGAAGGAGCUGCGCGUGCAGCUGAUAGAAAGGGAGACCGAGCGUUACAUCGCGAAUGUACGAAAACAACACGCGGCACAAGUGAUGCGAGAGGAGCAGCAGGCGGUCCUCGAGGACGAUCUUCAGCAAAGAUCGAUGAGCCGUAAGGAGUCGGAGGAUUACAGGAAGGAGCUGACGUCUCAGAUAAAACGGAAAGAAGAGGAGAAAAGUUUGAUGAUGGAGGAAGCUCGCCGCGAAAGGGAAAUCCUGACGGAAAUCGAUAGGAUAAGAGAGCACUGCGAGAGAUUUAGGACGCAAGAGAUGAAGAACGAAGUGGCUGAAAGCAUGAAGCGAGAACGUUUAAUCUUUCAGGAAAUGAGGGAAAUCCGCGAACAGGAGGACAGAGAGGCAGAGGCAAAGAAGCGUUUCGAGGACGAGCUGUAUUUGAAGGAGAUCGAUGAGAGGGCAGAGAAGGUUCAGAGGCUUCGUGACGAGCGGUUGCAGGAAAGGGAACGUACAAUGGCCGAGAUUGCUAAUAUACUGAUAAACAUAGAGACCAGGAACAGGGCGAGAGAGGAGAUGAUAGCCGAUUUAAUAAUCGAAGACAUAAAGAGCGAGUUGCUGAUCAGCGAGGAGGAAGAGGAUACGGCGAGGAAGAGGAUGAAGGAGCAGCUGGCGGCUGAUUUGAAAGAGCAAAUUGUUUUCACGGAAGAGUGUAAACUGCGCUUUGUCGAGCAAGAUAGGGCGUUCGCAGAAGGAAUUAUGAGAAAGAUUACAGAGGACGAGAAAACUGCCAGACUCACCGCCGAGGCUAGACGCAGAAUGCGAGUGCAGUAUCGCGAGGAUCUGGCUCGCUUGAUCGAAACACGCCGUAAGAUUCGAGAGGAGGAAAUUCUCAGCAUGGAGCUCGCUGCUAAAGAAGAAAAUGGACGAGAAAAGGUUAAGCUAGACCGUAUUAAAGAAGAUAGGAAACGAUUGUUGGGGGAGCAUGUGCCGAACGUUGCUGGUUUUGUCGAUAUAAAUUCUCUCUCCGAGGAGGAGCGACAAAUUGUCCAACAGUUUAAAUAAUUUCACCGUCCUUCCAUUUUUAAUUAGUCUACCGAAACUGUCAGAGAGACACG
Molecule: messenger RNA, 1559 nt
Organism: Eufriesea mexicana
Lineage: Eukaryota; Metazoa; Arthropoda; Insecta; Hymenoptera; Apidae
Product: vicilin-like seed storage protein At2g18540
Exons: 2
Coding region: 313-1506 (397 amino acids)
Source: RefSeq, a predicted model, not a curated record